AUGGCUCAUCAGCACUCAGAAUACGCAGUGUUUUCGAUCCCAGACUUUGAUCCUAAUGAGUACGCUAACGCCGUCCUCGCUGGGGAGCCAUAUCCCCCGCAAGGGAAGUCCAAGCCUGCACGAAACACCAGCUUCGAACCCGCUGUCGAGGACGUGUCCGUGGCGAUCUCAAAGCUAAACUACAGCAUUGAGGAUGUAGACAAGCAACUCAAGAAUGUGGUCACUGCGCAUCACGAAGAAUUGUUGGUUCAGGCGGCGGGUGUUACUGAACUAGAGGGAUCCUUGUCAUCAGUACGGAAUGGACUUAACGAGCUCGACUCAUAUCUCGAAAAGCUUCGCGCGAAGAUCAGGAUGCCGUACCAAUCCCUGCAGACUAAUGUCACUAAACUGGAGCAAAUACACCAGGCGUUAGAUAUCCUCCGCCGCAUGUCGCGCUUUGUGAUCCUCACCCGCAGGCUGGAAGUCCAGCUUACAGAAAUGGACAAGAGUGAAAGCGCCGAGAUAGACACUGGGAAGACAUCCAAGGAGGUCAGCGGAUCCUCCAGUGCUUCCGACGCCAAUCGCUCCGGUACGCCGGCUUUGGCUGACAUCGAGGAUGAGAAAGAACGGACCAUCGCGAAAGCUGCUCUGACUGUAGCUGAACUGAGUGAGAUAUCCCUUGUUGCUGCCCACCUCCCCUAUGUUGACUCCGCACGAGCACGCAUAACAUCCGACAUGGAGGCCAUGAUCAUGACAGGUCUAGGCGAUCUAAACCAAUCUCUCCUCGCGUCAUCCCUGCAGACCGCCCACAAUCUGCGUGUUCUCCCUGCACUCGUGCAAGACCUGGUCACGGACUUAGCAGAGGCGGUCGAUGGCCGGAUUCGCUAUGCGUUUGAUUUAUCCCGCAUUUCCAAAGAGGUGCUUACCAAAGGCACUGCCACGAAUAUUUCGGACAUCACAGAAGGGAAUGCGGCGUCCCAUGGGCUGAUGUACAAGUCACGCGUACGAACAGAACCAACAAAUGUCACUGCGCCACAGUAUACUGCAGUGUUGUGGAGUAGUCUUGAGGGCCUCAUCGAGGAAAUGACAAGCUGUUGUGUCAAAGUGUAUGCUUUGGAGAACGUGUUGAAGCUCAAACGUGAUGCCAUGACACAAGUCGUUUUUCUUGACGAAGCGAUGAAGAUUCUCGAGAAUAAGCCUAGUUCCAUAUUCUGGUCCUCUUUAGGCCGUUCAUUGGAGAAACAUGCACGAGACUCUGCUAAAGGUGAGUGUUUUAUCCAGCAAACUCUGAGCUCAGGCUAUCCGCGAUUGCUCCGCCUCUUUCACUCGUUCUUUGCCAAGAUCGCUGUGCAAACAGACACUGUAUACACCCAGACACAGCAGAGUCCAGAGACCGUUAUCGUACUGCGCGCUGUGUCGAACUUUGAAUCCCUCUAUCUCUCGCGCUCGUCGAGUAGGCUCAACGAAGUGGUCGGACAGGCCUUCUCCAACGGGUCUCGUUCGCCGCCGGGGAUGUCCGAAGGCGUCAAUAUCGCGCGCACUGUGGCCAACGAGCUAGACUCUGCUAAAUUCGACCCUCUUUUGGUACGAUCUGUUGCGCAGCAUGUUGCAACGGCUCUCGACAUGUUACUAUCCAGGGCCGACGGUAUGGCUGUACGCGAGAGAUCGGCGACGCUGCUCGUGGGGCCGACAGCCACUCCGUCGCAAGUUUUGAACGCCCAGCUCGCCACGUGUCUGUAUCAUUGCUUUUCCCGCCUGGAGAAGCUCCAGGAGGAGUACCCGGAGGGCGUGCUCUCCUAUAUCCGCCCGAGCAUUCAGAACCUCAAACGCAGCUUUGAGCGCAUCAUCGACCCGCUUCUCGCAGCAAUCCGGCGCGAACUGGGCGCGAUCAUUGCGAAACUGCAUCACCUUGAUUUCAGCGACACGCUCGAUCCGCUGUCGGCUAUGGGCGGCGGUCCAAGUUUAUACAUGAAGGAUCUCGUGGAAAAAAUGACCUUUGUGAAGGCCGAAAUUCUGAACCAGUUCAAUGUGCCGGACCUCAGUCGGCAUUGGGUUGUCUCAAUCGUGAAAUACGUGAUCAAGACCUUUGUACUGCAUGCGUCGAUUGCAAAGCCGCUCGGCGAGAGCGGGAAGCUGCAGCUCACAAGUGACAUGACUGAGCUGGAAUUCGUCCUGAGCGCCUUCAUGACCGAUAAGUCGCAGCAACAGAAUAAACGGGGGACCGAUUGGGAGAGCGUGGGCGACGACUACCGCGCGCUUCGUGCAAUGCGCCAAUUGCUAUUCUUGGAAGACACGAUGCUGGCUUCCCCGCCGCACACGGCGGGUCUCCCGCCACUCCUCGUGCUACACCACAUCCUUGUGCGUUCACCUAUUCCCUUACCGCACACUCUGCACGGUUGGGCGGAGGCAGAGUAUGUACGCUGGGUCAAUGAGCACUCAGAGGAGGAGGCGUGGACCCUGGUAGAUGGCGAUCUGACACAUUGGGAGAAAAUAUCCGAGGCUGAAGGGAAGGACUCUGCGGAAGCGAGGGAGUACAUCCACUUAGCGCGGAAAGUGUUGGCGAAUGCGAGGACGAGUACUUAG
Molecule: messenger RNA, 2562 nt
Organism: Postia placenta MAD-698-R-SB12
Lineage: Eukaryota; Fungi; Basidiomycota; Agaricomycetes; Polyporales; Adustoporiaceae
Exons: 14
Coding region: 1-2562 (853 amino acids)
Biological process (GO): intra-Golgi vesicle-mediated transport
Cellular component (GO): COG complex
Source: RefSeq, a predicted model, not a curated record